This is a messenger RNA of Linum trigynum, 1580 nucleotides long. The record is from the annotation of a GenBank genome assembly. Lineage: Eukaryota; Viridiplantae; Streptophyta; Magnoliopsida; Malpighiales; Linaceae.
CGAACCCCACUGAUAUGAAACUUUCGGCAAGAAGACGACGCCAUCAGCUAGGAAAGCCCAAGAUGCUUCAAUCCCAGCCGACAAUCCUAUUUGACAUCCCUCAAUUUUGCUUCGUCGUUGUCGUCGCCGGUUGUCUCUUCUGCCGCUAAUUUAUGUUCUUAUUCUGCCUCACGCUUCAAUUAUUAUAGUUGAAGGAAUAGUCAGAUCGCAUAGCUUCUCUCUCUCUCUCUCUCGCUCUAACACACUUACUCAUUCGGCUUUUUUCGCGCUUUCGCAUGUCAGUUGUAGUUUUCGAUCCUCACAUCUAAUCGAUCUUGCCUCUCUUCUGCGAUUCUUACAAUCUGGUAUAUCCUUCAAUCCCUAUCUCUAAGGUUCAAUCCAAAAUUUUCAAUCUUUGCGCUUCUACUGAUGAUUUGCAUAAUCUGGGUUGGGAUGCUCAUUGCUCUAAUGGUUUGCAUAAUAUACUCUUUGUGAGAUUUGUGGCGGUCACUCAUGUUGGUUUGCCUUUUUGUAGUUCUUCGAUUGGUGGUUGAUUGAAUUUCACUACUUUGGGUAUUUUGUUGAAGUAGGAAGAGGAGGAGCAGGAGUAGGCCUGUCAGUUCGGGUUCGGGUUUAACCAAAACCGAAUUGCUAACAACCAUCACAGUUUCGGGUUUUUGGUUUUAACCCAAAGACGCUACUAUUCCGGUUUCGAUUAACCGAAAUUCGAAACCCAAAAGAAAACUAGAAAACCCGAAAUUGAUACUCUGGAGUCUGGACACCGUUUUGCAAUUCGAUCUGUUUCUCAAGUCUGAACCCUAAGUCUUAACCCUUUGACUUCGAGACUUCGCAUCCGACUUCCAAUCUUUCUCCAGCAACCCAUCUCUUCGACCAAACCAGUCACUUCUUCGGGAGCUCGAAGAUUUGCCCAACAUAAGGGAUUGCGGUUGCUGCCAUUCUGGGUUCGACGGAGGAGAUGAACUUCGAGACUUCCGAGUUCCGACUUCGCCAUCCAUCCCUUCGCCAAAGCACUUUGUCAUUUUCGCCGACGAAAUCAUCCCUUCGACUCGAGAUCGAUCUGGGUUCAAAGCUCAAGCAUUGUUCUUCGUCUUCAGAUCCAAUCUUUCCCCAACAAGGCAGCAACCCAACUCUUCUACCGUCGCCUCUGGUCUCCGGAAGCUAUGGAAUCCCACCGAGUCGCUUCCGAGGUUUGGACGUACACUGAGGUUCUAACCUAAGACGUCCACCCUCUAUUCCAGUUUCGGCGACCAUUUGGAAUUAUGGGUUUGUUAUCCAUUUAAGUUCUAACCUAAAACAACAGCAAGCUCUCGUUCUUCCCAUACCUCACAUAUGGCAUCCCAAUAAGCUCCUUUUUCUGUUGCUCUUGAUGAUAUUGCUCCAGAGUCCACUUCCCGUCUUCUUUGUGGGAAACUGAAAUCUGUUUUUGGAGCUUGGAUGUAUUGUUUGUUGGUUGAUGAUAAUAGAGAAGGGUUCAAACAUUUCAUGUCUCGUGUUUGCCCAAUGUUUGUGUUACCUAGCCGUCAGACUGUUAGAGAGGAUUGUAUCAAGGUAUUCUUUGAAAAUAGAGACUUGUUGAAGGA